AUGAAGUCACUGGGCUCUCUCAAGAGGGAAGUGAGACCCUGGACCGCCCCUCCCCCUCGCACUCCCCCUCCCGUGAGAACCUUAAGGCCCUGCAAGGGGGCGGGUCUCUGUCUUCACUCUUCCCCUCUCCUCUCCACCCAGAUACCAGUUCCUCUUCCCGCUGCUGAGUCACUGGUGCAGAGCCAGAGGAACGCCAGGGACCCCAGAAGCACCGCGGAGUGUGCUGUCCGCUGCACCUGGUAUCCAGGUGCGCCAGGACGCAGCCCCUGGGUGCUGUGGCUUUUCCAGGAUCGCCGAGGCAAAAGCGUGGCAGUGGGACCCAAAAGGUUGCUUGAAUGGGGGGCGCCCGCAAGUGCAGCUCCAACAGGAGCCGUGAGGACCAAGACGCUGCCAGCAGCUACUCCAAUGGCGAUGGCGGCGGUGACAGUCGCAGGUGCAGCGCGGACGCCUGGGCUCUUGCAAGGCUGAGCUGACGCCGCAGCGGGCGCGUCAUGUCCCACGACCUUGAAGCCGUCGGGGACAGCCGGAACAGAGCCCGGUGCAGCGUGGAGGCCUCGGGGAGCCCCUCGGGCAGGGCGGCCCGGGGGAUGCGCAGGUGCAGGUGGCCGCCAGACCCCAGCUGCACUGUGGGAAGACAGAUAGAGAAGCUGGUCACCCACAGGUCAAGCUGGAUCCCACCUCGGCGCCUUUGCACAAGUUAUUUCCCCUACCAAGAGCAUUUUUCCCCUCCAGGCACGGCGGCUCACGCCUGUAAUCCCAGCACUUUGGGAGG
Molecule: messenger RNA, 772 nt
Organism: Sapajus apella (tufted capuchin)
Lineage: Eukaryota; Metazoa; Chordata; Mammalia; Primates; Cebidae
Exons: 2
Coding region: 1-468 (155 amino acids)
Source: RefSeq, a predicted model, not a curated record